GAGAGAGGGGGGGGGGGAGGGAGGGAGGGAGAUAGUGUGUGUUCAUACAUGUGAUCGGACAUAUCUUUCAAAGAAAGAAAACACAUUCCAAAUCCAACCCCACUUUCCUACUUAAAAAGAGUUCCCAAUAUUCUUUCCUUUUUCUUUCUUUGUUCCUCUCUUUAGCUAAUCCUUUCUUCCUUUCAAAUCCCACCUUUUGAUUCUCCUCCUCCCUCUAUUCUCUCUCUCUCUCUCUCUCUCUACUGUGUUCUUCCAUGGCGACUCUGGGGGACAUAGGGGUCUCUGCACUAAUCAACAUACUGGGUGCCUUUGCUUUCCUCUUGGCCUUUGCUCUUCUCAGAAUCCAACCCAUUAAUGACAGAGUCUACUUUCCCAAAUGGUACAUUGCUGGGGGCAGGACCAGUCCCAGACAUUCUAGCAACUUCGUGGGCAAGUUCGUCAAUCUCAAUUUGUGGACCUACUUUACUUUCCUCAGCUGGAUGCCUCAAGCUUUGAAGAUGAGUGAGUCUGAACUCAUCAAUCAUGCUGGACUUGACUCUGCUGUUUUCCUCAGAAUCUACAUUCUCGGCUUAAAAAUCUUUGGGCCCAUAGCUAUUGUGGCACUUGUGGUUCUAAUUCCAAUCAAUGCAUCGGGUGGAACAUUGUUUUUCCUACGCAAAGAUUUGGUUGUUAGCAACAUCGACAAGCUUUCAAUAUCAAAUGUUCACCCAAAAUCAAUUAGGUUUUUCGUUCACAUAGGAUUGGAAUAUUUGUUCACGUUCUGGACUUGUUUUCUGCUCUACAAGGAAUAUGGUAGAGUAGCAUCAAUGCGGUUGAACUUUUUGGCUUCUCAACGCCGGCGUGCAGCACAGUUCACAGUAUUGGUCAGGAAUGUACCACAUGUUUCUGGCCGCUCAAUAUCUGAUAGUGUGGACAACUUCUUCAAAACAAAUCAUCCCGAUCACUAUCUCUGUCACCAGGCUGUCUACAAUGCCAACAAAUUUGCCAAACUUGUGAGAAAAAGAGAGAGGAUCCAAAAUUGGCUGGACUACAACCAACUUAAGUUUGAAAGACAUCCAGACAAAAGGCCAACCAAGAAGAGAGGAUUCCUUGGGCUUUGUGGUGAAAAAGUUGAUGCUAUUGACUUCUACAAAAAGCAGAUCAAUGAUCUUGAUAGAAGAUUAACAAUGGAGCGCCAGAGAAUUCUAAAGGACCCAAAAUCUAUUGUGUCGGCUGCAUUUGUUUCAUUUAAUUCAAGGUGGGGUGCUGCUGUAUGUGCACAAACUCAGCAAAGCAAGAACCCUAUACUUUGGUUGACAAAUUGGGCCCCUGAACCCCGUGACGUAUACUGGAAGAACCUUGCAAUCCCCUUUGUUUCUCUUAGCAUCAGAAAGCUAGUGAUAUCAUUGUCCGUAUUUGCUUUGGUGUUCUUUUACAUGAUACCCAUUGCUUUUGUGCAAUCACUUGCGAAUUUGGAGGGCCUUGAAAAAGUUGCUCCUUUUUUGAGACCUGUGAUUGAAGUGAAAUUUGUGAAAUCAUUCCUACAGGGAUUUCUUCCUGGUCUAGCUCUCAAAAUCUUCUUGUACAUUCUUCCCACAGUUUUGAUGAUUAUGUCAAAAAUUGAGGGACACGUGGCAUUGUCAGUACUAGAGCGAAGGGCAUCAGCAAAAUAUUACUACUUUAUGUUGGUGAAUGUUUUCUUGGGUAGCAUCGUGACUGGAACAGCUUUCCAGCAACUUCAUGCAUUCCUUCACCAGGCGCCCACCCAGAUUCCUCGAACCAUUGGGGUUUCGAUACCAAUGAAGGCUACUUUCUUUAUCACGUAUAUAAUGGUUGAUGGUUGGGCUGGCAUCGCAAGUGAGAUUCUCAGGUUGAAGCCUUUGGUUAUUUUUCACCUUAAGAACACGUUGUUGGUGAAAACUGAAAGGGACAGAGUGAAGGCUAUGAACCCUGGGAGUGUGGAUUUUCCAGAGACUCUUCCAAGCCUUCAACUCUACUUCCUUCUAGGAAUUGUAUAUGCCGUGGUUACGCCAAUCCUCCUUCCUUUCAUACUAGUCUUCUUUGCCUUCGCAUACCUUGUUUAUCGUCAUCAGGUAAUUAAUGUGUACAAUCAACAAUAUGAGAGUGCUGCUGCAUUUUGGCCACAAGUUCACAGCCGGAUAAUAGCAAGCUUGUUGAUAUCUCAGCUUCUAUUGUUGGGUCUGCUCAGCACAAAAAAGGCUGCGAAUUCCACUCCUUUGCUUGUUGCUUUACCUAUAUUGACUUUAUCAUUCCACAAGUACUGCAAACAUCGCUUUGAGCCGGCAUUCAGAAAGUACCCCCUUGAGGAAGCCAUGGCAAAGGAUUUAGAGGACCGUAACUCUGAACCAGAUGUCAAUCUGAAAGCUUACCUGACUGAUGCAUACUUGCACCCAAUCUUCCACUCUUUCGAAGAAGUCGAGCUAACUGAGGUUAGAGUUGACGAGAACCAGACUCAAAUCCCCAGUACCUCAGUAGACAGACCCCACAAUCAUGUUCCCAGUCCCUCAGCCAGCGAAUUAAGUUCCCCAUCUCCACGUCACCAUGCCUAUAACUACGAAAAUCAACCUCCCCAUAUGGUGACCCACCAGUACGAACUUGACCAGCAGAACUACACUGUCAAUCAGUACGAAGUUGAGCAGCAGCAUCCGUAUCCGUAUGAUGUGUUUCAUCACGGGGCCGAGUUGUCCUCUAAUGGCUAUCGUUACUGAAGUAAACCUUGGCUUUUGCUUCCCUUAUCACAGAACGCUAACCAUUGUUUGAAAUAUUACGAAGGUUUUCUAACAGAGUUGUGCUCAUUUCAAUUGUAGUUAUUGGUUUUUUUUUUUUUGAUCCGAUUGUAGUUAUUGGUUGCUAGUGCAUAGAUGUCAAUGGGUUUUUUUUUUGCUUUUCUUGAAAACUGGUAAUUUGAGUUGUAGUCUUUUCUGAUUUGUGAAUGUCUGCACAUUUGUGAGGAACACAUGUAUUGGAGUUGUUUUUGUCAGGGCACUGUGUAAAUUUAUCGAGUGCUCAACCUA
Rhododendron vialii is the source of this 3014-nucleotide messenger RNA. Its product is annotated as CSC1-like protein At1g32090. The transcript is spliced from 11 exons. Bases 255 to 2708 code for a protein of 817 amino acids. Gene Ontology annotation, cellular component: plasma membrane. NCBI's taxonomy places the organism in Eukaryota, Viridiplantae, Streptophyta, Magnoliopsida, Ericales, Ericaceae. The record is from RefSeq and is a predicted model, not a curated record. Gene Ontology annotation, molecular function: calcium-activated cation channel activity.